Molecule: messenger RNA, 1506 nt
Organism: Erinaceus europaeus (western European hedgehog)
Lineage: Eukaryota; Metazoa; Chordata; Mammalia; Eulipotyphla; Erinaceidae
Gene: PPP2R2C
Product: protein phosphatase 2 regulatory subunit Bgamma
Exons: 9
Coding region: 555-1433 (292 amino acids)
Biological process (GO): peptidyl-serine dephosphorylation
Cellular component (GO): protein phosphatase type 2A complex; cytosol
Molecular function (GO): protein phosphatase regulator activity; protein binding
Source: RefSeq, a predicted model, not a curated record
CUUUGUAAUCUGAUAAAUCAAUGUGAGGUCACUGUCCAAGGAAAGGCUCCCUAAAAUGCUGGGGGCUGCAGACUCUUCCUGGUGACAGUGGGAGUGUCCCCAAAUGGGUAUCUCGCCAGAGCUUCAAAGCAUGAUGUGGUCUGGAGAGUGUUUGCAGGUCUGACAUCAUCUCCACCGUCGAGUUCAACCACACCGGGGAGCUGCUGGCCACGGGCGACAAGGGCGGCCGGGUGGUCAUCUUCCAGCGGGAACCGGAGAGCAAGAAUGGGCCCCACAGCCAGGGGGAGUACGACGUGUACAGCACGUUCCAGAGCCACGAGCCCGAGUUCGACUAUCUCAAGAGCCUGGAGAUCGAGGAGAAGAUCAACAAGAUCAAAUGGCUCCCCCAGCAGAACGCCGCUCACUCCCUGCUGUCCACCAACGAUAAGACCAUCAAGCUCUGGAAGGUCACGGAGCGAGAUAAGCGGCCGGAGGGCUACAACCUGAAGGACGAGGAGGGCAGGCUCAAGGACCUGUCCACCGUCACGUCUCUGCAGGUGCCGGUGCUGAAGCCAAUGGACCUGAUGGUGGAGGUAAGCCCCCGCCGCGUCUUCGGCAACGGCCACACUUACCACAUCAACUCCAUCUCGGUCAACAGCGACUGCGAGACGUACAUGUCAGCCGACGACCUGCGCAUCAACCUGUGGCACCUGGCCGUCACCGACCGCAGCUUCAACAUCGUGGACAUCAAGCCGGCCAACAUGGAGGAGCUGACGGAGGUGAUCACGGCCGCCGAGUUCCACCCGCUGCAUUGCAACCUCUUCGUCUACAGCAGCAGCAAGGGCUCCCUGCGGCUGUGCGACAUGCGCGCGGCGGCCCUGUGCGACAAGCAUGCCAAGCUCUUUGAGGAGCCCGAAGACCCCGGCAACCGCUCGUUCUUCUCGGAGAUCAUCUCCUCCGUGUCGGACGUGAAGUUCAGCCGCAGCGGCCGCUUCAUGCUGACCCGGGAUUACCUCACGGUGAAGGUCUGGGACCUCAACAUGGAGGCCAGGCCCAUCGAGACCUACCAGGUCCACGACUAUCUUCGCAGCAAGCUUUGCUCGCUCUAUGAGAACGACUGCAUCUUCGACAAGUUCGAGUGCACCUGGAACGGGAGCGACAGCGUCAUCAUGACCGGGGCCUACAACAACUUCUUCCGCAUGUUCGACCGCAACACCAAGCGGGAUGUGACGCUGGAGGCCUCGCGUGAGAGCAGCAAGCCGAGGGCCGUGCUGAAGCCCCGGCGAGUGUGCGUGGGGGCCAAGCGCCGGCGGGACGACAUCAGCGUGGACAGCCUGGACUUCACCAAGAAGAUUCUGCACACGGCCUGGCACCCGGCCGAGAACAUCAUCGCCAUUGCCGCCACCAACAACCUCUACAUCUUCCAGGACAAGGUCAACUCAGAGAUGCACUGAGCCCCCGGCCGGCCAGGGGACAACGGGGGCACUCGGGGCCCGGCCCCUCAGCGCCCCAGACGCCCACUCAGGG